UACGCCCUCUUGUUCGUUUGAAAUAAACAUCUCGAUGAAGGUGUAAUAUGUUGAAGAGCUGGCAAAAAUCAACAUUUUACCUAGGUUAUUAAAUACCGAUACUGCAUUAAAUAAUAACGAUCAAAAUGGUACUGAUAUCAGCUGCGGUGACCACAAAAAAUGGAAAAACAAUCAUAUCGAGACAGUUUGUCGAGAUGACCAAAGCCAGGAUAGAGGGUCUGCUAGCGGCAUUCCCGAAGCUCAUGAGCACUGGAAAGCAACACACGUUUGUUGAAACUGAUUCUGUCAGAUAUGUCUACCAGCCUUUGGAAAAACUGUACAUGUUGUUGAUAACAACCAAAGCCAGUAAUAUUUUGGAAGACUUGGAGACCUUAAGAUUAUUUGCACGAGUGAUUCCGGAGUAUUGUAAAUCAAUGGAAGAAUCAGAAAUAGCAGACAAUGCAUUUAAUUUGAUAUUUGCGUUUGAUGAAAUAGUAGCACUUGGGUAUCGCGAAAGUGUUAAUCUCGCACAAAUAAGAACUUUUGUCGAGAUGGACUCACAUGAGGAACGUGUAUUCCAAGCUGUCAGAUUUACGCAGGAGCGUGAAGCUAAAAAUAAAAUGAGGGAAAAAGCUAAAGAGUUUCAGAGACAGAGACUGGAGGCUAGCAAAAAAGGUGGAACUAAAAGUCCUGGGAUUGGAAGUGGGUUUGGUAAUAACAGCAGUAGCUUUACACCUACUUCUGUUGUUGGUGAUUCUGCAACUUAUGUGCCUGAACCAGUUAAACAGAGUUAUAUAUCAUCAUCGAAACCUACUUCUGCUGGUCCUGGUGCUAUGAAACUUGGUGGUAAAGUUCGUGAUGUUGAUUCAUUUGUGGAUCAACUUAAGGAAGAAGGCGAAACAGUCGCGACAAAUGUCAAAGCAGACACCAAGAUCGCGCCAAUUACUCCACAAAUUAGUAGUGCAGAGCCAGUACACUUAAGACAAGAAGAAAAACUGAACGUACGCAUUGGCCGCGAUGGCGGAGUUCAACACUUUGAGUUACACGGUCUUGUAACUCUACAUAUCAAGGACGAAAAAUGGGGCCGCAUUCGCGUCCAACUGGAAAAUAAUGACACACGAGGUAUCCAGUUGCAGACACAUCCAAAUGUUGAUAAAGAUUUGUUUAGAACUCAUGGGCAAAUUGGUCUAAAAAUACCUACCAAACCAUUCCCACUGAACACUGAUGUUGGAGUCUUGAAAUGGAGAUUACAAUCCCAAGAUGAAACGGCAUUACCCAUUUCCAUAAAUUGCUGGCCAUCUGAGAAUGGCGAGAACGGAUGCGACGUCAACAUUGAAUACGAGCUGGAACAAACAGACCUGGAGUUGAACGACGUCCAGAUAAACAUUCCUCUGCCCAUUGGUUGCAAUCCGAUCGUGAACGAAUGCGACGGCCAGUAUACCCACGAGUCCAGAAAAAAUACACUCGUCUGGACAUUGCCGCUAGUCGACGCGUCUUCAAAGUCUGGAUCCAUGGAAUUUUCAGCACCGUCCUCAACUCCGUCGGACUUUUUCCCACUGCGGGUUUCGUUCACAUCAAAAACUUCAUACGCUAAGAUGAAAGUCGUUGAUGUCCUAUUCGUUGAAGACGAGAAUCCGGUAAAGCAUUCAGUAGAGACUGUAUUCUUUACAGAAAGUUAUGAAGUCGUGUAAUUAAAUGACUGCCGUCAUGUCUUGUAUUGAUAAUUAUAAUAUAGGUAGAGAAUAUGAUCAGAGUUAAAUAAAUAAAAUAAUUAAUUUUU
Messenger RNA from Microplitis demolitor, 1759 nucleotides. It is a transcript of the gene deltaCOP, whose product is annotated as coatomer subunit delta. Gene Ontology annotation, cellular component: cytosol; COPI vesicle coat. The record is from RefSeq and is a predicted model, not a curated record. Bases 126 to 1670 code for a protein of 514 amino acids. The transcript has 8 exons. Lineage: Eukaryota; Metazoa; Arthropoda; Insecta; Hymenoptera; Braconidae. Gene Ontology annotation, biological process: Golgi localization; retrograde vesicle-mediated transport, Golgi to endoplasmic reticulum; endoplasmic reticulum to Golgi vesicle-mediated transport.